GGUAAAUAUUUGGUAUUGAAUUAUAAUUCUAGGAACAUUGAAAAUCUAAAAAUUUAUUUAAUAUGUAUACCGUCUAAUUAAAAAAAUUUCGAAAAAAUGUUAAACAUGAAUACAAAGCUCAGGUUUUAAUUAAAUUAAAACUUUUAAUUUUUAAACGUGUAAAAAAGAAAAUUUUCUAUCACAAAUUAAAUUUUUAUUUGUAUGUACUACACGAUCGAAAUUGUACUCGUCUUGUUAACAUAGUUAAAUACCAUAAAAAUGAAUGUUUUAAAGUGUUAAAAAUUAUUCGCAUAACUUUUAAAUACACAACAUCGAUAGUUUUAAGUAUAUAAAUAUUGGAUAAGGGUAAGUUUUAUGACAAGAAUAACUGAGAAACGGCUUUUACGUUUUUGCGCCGUCGCCAUUUCAUAUCGGUUAUCUGCUCAACGACGGUGGCGGCAGUGGUCUAGAAUUUAUUGAUUGUUACCGGCGGGUUAACAAGGCGCCUGUCUGAGGCGUUUGAUCGGCGUAAAAUAUAUCGAACAAAAUUCUCAAACACAUAAACACGCGGUCUCGCCGUUACUGACGGUCACCCCAAGUGCAAUACUUCCAAACAUGGGUAAGAAGAAACAGAUACCGGUAGAAGAAUUAGUAGUGCCGCCACAAGACACUCGGAUAUGUGGCACGAUUUGCGUGUGCCAGAUGACGGCCGUUUUGAGCAGUGUGGCCAUCGUUUAUCUGACUGUUGCUAUUUACAUGCCCACAAUGCGUGAGUUUCAAUCCGGUAUAUCGGAAAAUCCAGUGAUUUGCACAACAAUUAGAAAUGUAACUUCGCAAAAGUGCGAUUGGAGUUCAUGCAGCGAAUGGUGUCUGAGCAAGCCCGGCGGUGGCUGUGCACAAAUUUAUGUGAACAUUAGGAACAAUGGUUCGACUCUACUAUUCCAAAAAUGUUCAGAUGUUUUCAACAAAACGUGUUUUGGCAUCGACCCAGAAAACGCCAAAAAAUACACUUGCAUCCGGGAUGAGUGCAAAUGGUUGACGGGAACGUUCAAUUGUACGGAUGGUGUAUGCAUCAACAUUACAGAUGCAUUUCGAUGCGAGUUUCGCAAUACUGAAUCACCUCCUCUAAAGUGCAACCAGCAUCGAGGUAAAAUUAAUUGCAUGGCUAUUUCUGGUCUAAAUAAUUGCGUACGAGGCGAAUGCAGUCGAAUAUUGAAGCCAUAUAACUGUGAUCGUCGCUGUGUAGACAUACCAACUAGAAACAAAAAUGUCAUAGUAUUAAGUGGUGAUCGAACAUUUCUAUCGCAGUGUGAGACAGCUGCACAUCUACCAGGCUAUACAGACAAUGAUGCUGUACCUCCAUCCGACUCGUCCAUCUCCCUUAGGAAAGAGAUUUGGACAGAAGAACAAGGUCAAGUAUUAUUGACUUCAUGCAUGAAUAUUGUGCCCCAUGGUCCUGAAGAAGUGCUAGCGAUGGAUUGUGUCAACGGGUCUCUUCUGAAUAAAAAAGUGCUUUUUGACUAUGCGAACUUUUCCAUGUUAUACAACCUAAACGCCUACAGCGACACUCCAUUAGUGCCAGACGAUUCGGUAGCACCCAGGGAGCACAAAUUGCUCAUUGCUAAGGACAGUCACUUACACAUCAAUUUACAGGGAUGUGUAAACACAUUAAGAGGUGAAUGUGAAGCAUUCAUUCGGCGAUACGGUAAAGACGGUUCGGACCACAAUGCUCGUGCAAGAUUCCGGUGUUAUUACGCGACCGACAUACCACAAUUAGCUGUAGUCCGGUUCGAUUUAGAACGCACCUACAAAGAGUUUCUAGUGGCAUCCGUCGUACCUGUGGUUAUGCUCAUCGUAUCCUGCCUAACAUUAUUGCUGUGUCAGAAAACUGUUGAAGUUGGGGAUGACGCCAAGAUGCGAUUUAAAAAAAAGAGUAUGAAGACUCUAUUUCCUCUACACGAGUGCGAGUUGGACAGCAUCACCGACAACAGGGCGUCUAAUAACGAAUUAGACAAUACAGCGCUCUGAGAUACAUUACGCAUUCCCCUUCUUCAGGACAGCCCUACCCGGCAGCAAGAGAUGUACUCGUUGCCGGACUAUUAGAGCUUCUCAGAGAAAAUUCAUUCGGACCACCAACAUCGAAGUCCGGAUCGAAAAGGGGAUUGCGUAAAUCCUGGUUUUAAUUAUAAAAUACUUCUGUGUUAUACAUUUAAAUGUUAAAGAUGUCAAAAAACACCAAUCUGCUCUAUUACUUGCCAGCAUCAAGCACAAAUAACGUCUAUAGAGCUAUUGUAUUACCGCAAAUAUUAUACUAUUCCUCAUUAAAUAAGAGAGGAAUUGUGUGACAAUUUAAUACUUAAUCAGUAGUCGCAUUAAGCUAUUAAGUAACUCUAAUACGUAUAAGCUGUUUUACAGGGCUAUAAAAAAAAUUAUAUAUAGAGUUUCUUAAACAGCUCAAAAAUCAAUGCAAUUUUUAUAUUGUUGUACAUGUGUUUCGUAGAAGUCUAUUCACGACUCAAAUUCAUAGUAAUUAUUAAUUUUAUAACUCGAGCUUUUAAAAAUUUUUAACCGAGUAAAUGUAAGUAUAGAUUCAGUACUUAUACUUUAAUUCGUAUAACAUGGCAAAGUUCUAUUAUAAAAGUGAAUAGGCUGGCAUAUUUGUAAUGAAUUUUUGUACCUUUACGGCAAUUUAAUUCAUUAAAAUUAAUUUUGUAUUAUUCAAAUUUU
Daktulosphaira vitifoliae (grape phylloxera) is the source of this 2706-nucleotide messenger RNA. RefSeq lists its product as uncharacterized. Gene Ontology annotation, molecular function: sodium channel regulator activity. The transcript has 2 exons. The coding region runs from base 595 to 2007 and encodes 470 amino acids. The record is from RefSeq and is a predicted model, not a curated record. NCBI's taxonomy places the organism in Eukaryota, Metazoa, Arthropoda, Insecta, Hemiptera, Phylloxeridae. Gene Ontology annotation, biological process: regulation of sodium ion transport.